CGGAAACAGUGGCAAGGACAAAAAGUUCAAGCAGCUCCGUGAGAAAAUUCGUAAGCUCACAGGUGGAGUAGUGAGCAAGAAGUCUGUUCGAGGUGCGAUGCUGGUUGUGCAGGACGAUCUGAUCGCGAAGGCUGCAAGGGGUGUACACUUGCGGCACGGACCUCGCAUCAUGCGUGAAACUGGAAAGUCUGUCGUCGAUGCUCUGCGUGAAGAUGGUACUCCUUUGAUCUAGAAUCCAAGGAGCUCCCUUCAAGACUGUCUUUUAUUAGUCCAAGCAGCUUGCGCUGUUUGUCUCCUCUUGCUCUGCUGGUUCCAUCUGUUCGGAUCUCCCUCUGUGUGGGACAGACGCGUAGGCUUUGAGGCAUUGGCGCAACUUAGUGACUUCCAAGAGGCAGACGAUUACAUGUCUUGUUUUCGUCUCCACUCUUCGACUUCAUUGGGAUCCUUGGAUCUUCUCAAGUCUUAAUUAAUCGUUUCAAUUUGAGCCUCUUUCUGUGUCUCCGCAUCGACCAUUUCUAAUGGUGAUUAGGCUUCAGAAAGAGGCUCAAAUUGAAACGAUUACUUAAGGGUCUCGGAACCCUUGUCCGAGAGGGGUCGCCUGAGCCUCUAUUUUUAAGUAAUCGGCCAGAUACUAGUGGGGCAAGAUCCCGUUUCUGAACGAAACGCGAACCACCACUAGAGUCUGUGAUUUGAAGCGAUUACUUAACGAGUUGAAGCCACAUCCUCUUAUGGUGAUUUGAAAUGAUUACUUAGGGUACUUUGGAGGGGUCUCAGCAAGAGGGUAUUUGGUCUCCUCCAGACCUCUCGGACCCUUGGUCCAGAUCUUCAAGAAACUACUGAUGAGUCUGAACCUUUCAGGCUCAAACUCCCUGAAGAUCGUUUUAGAUAUAAGAGAGUAGUCCUGAUAUGGAACUCGAUAUUUCUAUACCGCCAGACUUAUGAGCUCAUGUCUUUUCCUUAAUAUAACCUCCAGGCGCUCGCGUGGUCAGUAUGGUUCGGACUCGUUGGUUUGCGGAAACAAUCACAAGCUUUUUCUGGGAGAAGCAUGGUGGAUUGAUCCUCGAAAUUUGUCAGGAGUUGGAGACCCGAAUCCUGAAUGGUUGGGAUAUUCGCCAGGUGAGUUCCGAUGAGAGUGCGUCUCUCCCUACUGAUCUGGUCGCUCCUGCUCCAGUGGGUUCUCUUGAUCCAGAUGAUCGCGCGCUCGGAGUAGAGGAGGAGGACUCUGAGCCUGAUGAAGAUGUGGAUCCAGAGAAACUACUUCCUCAACCUGUAGAAAUUGGCGACGAAAUCAUCCGUCCAGAGCUCUUUGACCAAGUUGAUUGCGCUGACGCACCGAGC
This is a messenger RNA of Amoebophrya sp. A25, 1338 nucleotides long. The record is from the annotation of a GenBank genome assembly. Lineage: Eukaryota; Dinophyceae; Syndiniales; Amoebophryaceae.